Musca vetustissima is the source of this 1390-nucleotide messenger RNA. RefSeq names its product O-phosphoseryl-tRNA(Sec) selenium transferase. Lineage: Eukaryota; Metazoa; Arthropoda; Insecta; Diptera; Muscidae. The record is from RefSeq and is a predicted model, not a curated record. Gene Ontology annotation, biological process: conversion of seryl-tRNAsec to selenocys-tRNAsec; selenocysteine incorporation. The transcript has 5 exons. Gene Ontology annotation, molecular function: O-phosphoseryl-tRNA(Sec) selenium transferase activity; tRNA binding. The coding region runs from base 8 to 1390 and encodes 460 amino acids.
AUUGACCAUGGAUUACACAAAAAUCAGUGAAAAACUAAUACCGGCCAAUUAUCUGAAGUUGGCUGUGGAAUCGCAAAAGGCAAAAGAGGUGCAAAUCAAGGAACUUUUGGAGAAGCGUAAAUUACCAGAAGAUGGUUGGAGUGAUGAACUCAUUGAGCUGGUGGUGCAACAGCUAUCUGCAUUGGAUUCUAAUAACUUUGGCCAUAAUGUGGGUUUGGGUGAGAGGGAAGCAAGGAUCGCUUGUAAUUUAGUUGCCAAAAGACAUUAUAAUCUAGGUCAUGGUAUUGGCAGAUCUGGAGAUUUGCUGGAAGCUCAACCCAAAGCAGUUGGAUCUACAAUUGUGUCACAACUCACCAAUGCCUUACUUUUGGAUUUAAUUCACAGUAUGGGCGUGCAAAGUUGUAAAGCCUGUUUCCUAGUACCAAUGGCCACUGGAAUGACAUUAUCGUUGUGUUUCUUAAGUCUACGUAAAUUAAGACCCAAAGCCAGAUAUAUUCUCUGGUCACGUAUAGAUCAAAAAUCAUGUUUUAAAAGUAUGACGGCAGCAGGAUUUAUACCCAUCAUAAUAAAUACCCAAAGGGUGGAAAACAAUGAAGGUCUGUGCACAGAUUUGGAGGAAUUUGAAAAACAAAUUAGUGGACUGAACAAUGAAGAGAUACUGUGUAUUAUGUCGACCACAAGUUGUUUUGCACCACGGAAUUGUGAUGAUAUUGUCCAGCUGGCAGAAAUUGCAAAACGUCAUGACCUACCUCACAUUGUCAAUAAUGCCUAUGGUCUGCAAAGUACCUAUCUCUGCCACCAACUGCAACAGGGCCAAAGGACGGGAAGAAUAGAUUUAUUUAUACAAAGUACAGAUAAAAAUCUAAUGGUACCAGUUGGUGGAGCCAUUGUGGCGGGUUUUCAUGAAUCCAUCGUACACAAUGUAGCAAAAACAUAUGCAGGUCGUGCCUCAUCCUCACAAUCGUUAGAUGUCUUUAUGACUUUAUUAUCGUUAGGCAAAAAUGGCUAUCUACAACUCUGUCGGAAACGUAAGCAACUCUUUAAUGAAUUAAAAGAAAAAAUAGAGUCAAUUGCAAAGAAAUACAAUUGUAAAUUAUUGGAUACAAAAGGCAAUCCAAUAUCAUUGGCAUUGUGUUUCAAUGAGUUGCCACUUAAUGAACCCACAAAAUUGGGAUCAAUGCUUUAUACACGUGGUAUUUCGGGUACCAGAGUUGUGGCAUCGGGUUCAGUUAAAUCUAUAGAUGGUUAUGAAUUUAAAAAUUGGGGUACUCAUGAAGAUUCCGCUUGCUUGCCAUACCUUACGGCGGCUGCUUCCAUUGGCAUUACACGUAAGGACAUUGAUGUAUUUAUUAAGAAAUUAAGUGAAUUAUUGGAAUCAUUAAGAAAAUGA